CAAGAGAAGUGAAAAUGGCAAAGGCUGUAGCACUCGUGGCCUCUGCCCUCUGCCUCUUGGCCUUGUCUGGAUUGGCUCACGGAGCUGCGGGCAAAAACAAAGACAGCAAGUUCACCAUUGAAGGCAAGGUUUACUGUGACCCAUGUCGCGUCCAAUUUGUCACCAAGUUGAGUCAAUUCCUCGAAGGUGCGGAUGUGGUCCUGUUAUGCAAAAAUGAGGAGACUGGAAACGUGACAUACACCGUUAACGGAAAAUCUGGCAAAGAUGGGAGCUACAGUUUAAAGGCAGAAGGAGAUCACGGUGAUGAGAUUUGUGAAGUGAAGGUGGCGACAAGCCCCAAACCAGACACCUGUGGUGAAGCCAUGGAUGAAACAGCCCCAGUCACCCUCACCGAUAACGGCAUGUCCUCUGACAUUCGCUACGCCAACUACAUUGGCUUCAUGAAAAAGGACCCCGAAGCGGAGUGCCCUAAGGUCCUCGAGGAGUUGGGUAUCUCCCCUGAUGAUUCUGAUGAGGAUGUCGCUCCCGAAGAACCUACUAAUUAAAUUUAAUAAGCUAGCCACAUUAAUUCCAUGCAAGUACAAUUUAUUUGGCUUUUGCAUAACUUGAUAACAAUCCACUUCUCUUGCAUGCAAUCAAGGUGUAUGGAAAUUUGCUAGGUAUAAUGACAAUGAGUACUUGAGUUGAUAAAUCCAUUGUAUUAAUAUUUUGGCCUUAAUUUUUGUUGUGGGUGACAA
Molecule: messenger RNA, 737 nt
Organism: Cornus florida
Lineage: Eukaryota; Viridiplantae; Streptophyta; Magnoliopsida; Cornales; Cornaceae
Product: olee1-like protein
Exons: 2
Coding region: 15-545 (176 amino acids)
Source: RefSeq, a predicted model, not a curated record